AUGCCUCCCAUUCCACAUCACCUCGACCACCACUACGAAGAAGAGUUGAAGACGAACGACAACGACGACAACUUCUUCGUGAAUCACCCGUGGCUGCAGUCAACACCAGCAGCAACAAGCUCCCAACAUUUUGAAUCCUUCCACGCGCCAGUGCCCUUGCCAUCCACGUCGACCAUUCAUUCGUUUCAAUUCCCAAUCCACGAUCGUGUCCAGUCCUCGACAAUAUGGGGACCGGGUAAUAUUUGGACGCCGACAGUAGUCUGCGACGACACCUCACUGAGCGAUUCACCGCCGCCAAGGCCCGCAAUCGCCUUAAUUCCUCUCCCCCCUCAGGUUGAGGGUAUUGACCCUGUGGUGCUUCAUCCCAUGCUGAGAGCGGGUGGGCGAGUCGCCAAUGUCGACUUUGCUGCCUUCCGCGUCGAAUCUCACGACGAAAGGCGGGCAUUCCGGCCAGGAAUCUGGCGCGACAAGGCGACAACGCCUGGUUUGCCGUCACUGACGGUAAUGAUACCAGAGCUGCCAUGGGUGGUCGUUGCACAUGCAUCGAUAGGCGGAGCAGUUCAUGUCGGGGAUGUAUUCAAGGCCAUUUGGAGCUCCUUGAGCAUGCGACUCGAGCCAGAACUCAUCCAAACAAGUGCCCUCUUCAGUAGACCAGUGAAAGUGAGUCAACACACGAAUCUACAAGUCGCUAUGCUAACAUUAGCAGCGACAUCGGAACCGCGACUCCCUGCUGAACUCGAACGCAAAGUUUUCAGGUUGGCAGCAAAGUCAGAUUGGCAAGCUGUUCUUCCUCUCCUACUUGUUGCGCAACGCGUCCGUGUCUGGGUCCAACCACUACUGUUCCAUGUCGUUAGAAUCAACGAUUCUCCCCAUUCCCGCGCUUUCAUAGCAAACGCCCUUGCAAACCCGGCCAUCUGCUCCACAGUCCGAUACCUCUCUCUAGAGGAGCCCCUGCAAUCCAUGGACAAGAGCAUCAUAGCCCCCAUUGUACGACAAUGUAUCCUCGUCGCUGAGGUCGCCAUAAGCAGCUUCGACUUCAACACCCCAGAAUACCUGAACGCAAUUGCCUCGUUUCAGAGCAACAGAGGCCUCACAGUGAACAUCGGAAGCUUCUUUCGCCCCCAGGCCAUCGACGGGAUGCACGCUGCUUUUGCCAACAUAACCCAUCUCACACUCCUCGACUACAUCCUCAAAGAAUUUGUCCUCACAAACCUAUGCGCUUCCACAGCCAUUCCCGCCCUCCCUUCUCUCACCCACCUCCGCCUUAAACUCAUCUACACCCUCUUCCCCGGCUCUCCAGCCCUCCUCCAAAAACUUGUCGGCAACUGCCCCCAUCUGAAACUCCUCCUACUAGUGGUCGAUACUGACAUCUCCCAUCAACCCAUCCCCAUUGACGACAUGCGUGCUCUCUGCGCAUCCGACCCUCAGACGCGCAUCAUGUUCAUUGCCGAUAAACGACGCUACAACAGGCUUUGGUCAGACUGGGAAUACUCCGCUCGCGGAGCUGAUAAUGACUGGAAUUUGGCCAAUGAUUUCAUCCAGAGAAAGCGAGCCGGUUUUGUCGAACCAGAUAAAUGGUGGAUUAUCGUCAAAUGA
This is a messenger RNA of Mycena indigotica, 1596 nucleotides long. RefSeq lists its product as uncharacterized. Lineage: Eukaryota; Fungi; Basidiomycota; Agaricomycetes; Agaricales; Mycenaceae. The transcript is spliced from 5 exons. The coding region runs from base 1 to 1596 and encodes 531 amino acids. The record is from RefSeq and is a predicted model, not a curated record.